UAUUUAGUUUUAAUCCACACAUCAAAAAUGGAACCAACUGCACCUUUAAACUUGAUGAUACUGGGGAAAACACAAGCUGGGAAGAGUUCAUCAGGAAACACAAUAGUGGGACAAGAAGCUUUCGGUUUCAAGAAGAGAAAUGUAGCUGUGCAAUCCAGUGCUGUCUAUGGGUUUCCUGUCAAUGUUUUUGACACACCGGGUUUCUGUGACACAGAGAUGAGUGAUGAGAAGAUAAAGCAGAUAUAUGAAGAGGUCUUCCAAAAAUGCGAUUCAGGUCCCUGUGCAUUUCUCCUGGUCAUCAAAGCUGACAGAUUCACUGAAGAAGACAGAGAAACUGUGGAGAAGAUUGAGAAGUUCUUGGGAGAAAACCGCUUGCAGAAAACCUGGAUUCUUUUCACUGGAGGAGACAAACUACAAGAAUUAAACAUGACCAUAAGAGAACUCCUUGAUAGAAAUGAAGGUUUGAAGACACUUGUUGAGAAAUAUAAUCGGAGAUUUCACGUGUUCAACAAUACGAUGAGAGGACCAAGUGACCAAGCUAGAUUGCUUCUUGUAAAUAUUCACCAAAAAUCUUUGGGGCUAAAGAGGAGGAUGACCAGACAGAUUUCUGUCCGACCAAACACUUGUAAUGAACCAGAGAACCCUGCUGACAGCCUCUCAUCCAGAAGGAUUGUUCUUAUUGGUAAAAGUGGUGUUGGCAAGAGUGCAGUUGGAAACACAAUACUGGGACAGAAAAAGUUCAAAUCUGAGCUUUGUAUGGAUUCAGUUACCAGUGAAUGUUCAGAGAAACACGGCAUUGUUUCAGGCAGAUCUGUGUCUGUAGUUGACACGCCUGGAUUAUUUGACACACAGUUGACACAUAAGGAGAUAAUGAUGGAGAUAGCAAAAAGUGUGUAUCUAUCCAGUCCUGGACCUCAUGCUUUUCUCAUUGUGUUUCCUGUGAAUAUGAGGUUCACUGAACAUGAGCAGCAGAUUCCUCAGAUGAUUGAGUUGAUGUUUGGUCAGGAGGUGUUAAAAUACUCCAUCAUUCUCUUCACUCAUGGAGAUCUGUUAAAAGGAAAGCCCAUAGAGGAACUCAUUAAUAAGAACGCUAAAUUAAGGCAUCUAAUCCAGCAGUGCGGAGACAGAUUUCACGUCUUCAACAAUGAAGAUGAGAAUAAUAGAGAGCAAAACACAGAUCUACUGCAGAAGAUUGACACAAUGAUAGAGCAAAAUGAUGGAUACUACAGUAAUCAGAUGUAUGAGGAUGCUCACAGAUUCAGACAAAUGGAGAAAGAGAGGAGAAAGAGAGAGGAAGAAGAGACAAAACUACAAGUGGAGAAACAAAUACAAGAGGAGACUGAGAGAUUGAUGAAGGAGAAAGAGCAGAGAAUCAGAGAAGAGAUGGAAGCUAAACAGAGAUCUGAACUAGAAAGAGUGAACGCAGAGAGACAGAGAGAAGAAGAGCAGAGAAAACGACAAGAGGAGAAACAAAGACGAGAGGAGAUGCAGAGAGUGAGAAUAGAGACAGAGAAGAAAACUAGAGAAGAGAUGGAAGCUAAACAGAGAUCUGAACUAGAAAGAGUGAAAGCAGAGAGACGGAGAGAAGAAGAGCAGAGAAAACGACAAGAGGAGAAACAAAUACAAAAGGAGAUUGAGAGAGCGAGAAAAGAGACAGAGAAGAAAAUCAGAGCUGAGAUAGAGGAAAAAACAAAAGAAGAAAAUAAGUCACAUACAGAAAAGGUCCCUGAAAUUACAGAGUUUUCUAAGCAGUAUGAGCCAGAGUUAAAUCUUUCUGCUUCUGCAGCUAAUAAAAACAGCAAUACUGGUUUAGGAGCAAUCUGUGGUAGUGUUCUUGGUGGUGCUGUUGGAUUACUUGCAGGUCCUGUUGGUGCAGCUGCUGGUGCAAGUCUUGGUGCAGGUCUUGGUGCGGCAAUAAGUAAUUUUUUUAGCUAGAUGAUUGAGUCCUUGAUAUAAACACAACUACAUUAUGGGAAAUUAGGGCAUGCAGUGAAAAAUAAUCCAGAUUUGAUUUGAAUAAUAUUGCAAGUUAAUUUUCUGCAAUAAUAUUGCAUAAUAACUGCAAGUUUGAUUUAGUUGCUCAACGUUCUAUUAUUUACAUGAGUGAUAUAUUAAUCAUUGAUUCUUAUUCAUUUUUUAUUAUUGAUAUCCUGUUCUAGAUAUAUGUAAUGAAUUGGAUCCAGAUCUAAGGAUCUAAUUUGUACCACCCUAUGUGUGUAGCUUCAAGACAAUAACCAUAUAUUUGUUAUUUUCUAUUACUUUUUGUUUUGUUCAGUUAUUUGUAAUCAUUUAAUAAAAUUCAUUAAAAAAACAUUUAAAAAUCCUUUUAUUAUUCACUUUUAACAUAAAAUCAUUUAUGAAUGAACCUUUUUUUCAUUUUAUUAUAUUACAAAUAAUUUUACUUAUUUCCUUUGCUCUUGCAAUGCUUGCUAUUGUUGUUUAAUAUGAUGGUGUGGUUUCAAGGGAUAUUUGUCGUCAAGAGAUAGGAGAAUGUUUCCAAUUCAAGGUUCCUGUGAAGAAAGAUGUUGUGAAGAAGUAAUUUUUGCUGUAAUUAAAUGCUGGUCAGAUGAACACACGACAAAGUCUGACUGAACACAAAUAAGAUCAUUCAAUAAACCCCGAUCAUUAUUACCAUCACUUUGUCUCCUGUUCCCUGCUUUUCUCCUUCCCCUUAAGAUCACAGAUGACAGUCAAUAACAGUUCCAGGUAUCAGACAAAAUGUUGUGUAAACUUGUAAAAGAAAUAGUCACACUUUAGUAUAGGGACCAAUUCUUAGUAUUAACUAGUUGCCUAUUCA
Messenger RNA from Onychostoma macrolepis, 2797 nucleotides. RefSeq lists its product as uncharacterized. The transcript has 2 exons. NCBI's taxonomy places the organism in Eukaryota, Metazoa, Chordata, Actinopteri, Cypriniformes, Cyprinidae. The record is from RefSeq and is a predicted model, not a curated record. Gene Ontology annotation, molecular function: GTP binding. The coding region runs from base 28 to 1935 and encodes 635 amino acids.